AUGCAGGCCCUCGCUCAUGGAGGAGCCGCCUCGGCUUCGUCGUCCAUGUCGGUCGGGAGUGGAAGUGGGAACGGCAAUAUGAACAGGAUGCUCGAUCACCACCGUCACGGCCAUCACCACGCGCAGGACGACGACGAUAAUUCGCCGCACCGGAGGGCGCUCAAGAAGCCGCGUCAAGCCAACGACGCGGCAGGCCUCAGCCGUUCCAGCGGUCAGGGCGCCCCCGCCACGGGAAUGCCUACGCCCGGCGAGGCAUCCACCUCGAAAGCCGAAUCAGGCGUCGUCGACGCGAUAGGAGCAGCCGAGGUCAAGCCUCAUGUAUGCGACUGGCCUGGCUGUGGCAAAGGUGAGCUUGUGUGGGCCGUCGAGACGCGCUUCCCCGGUCCGGCGAGCAAGCCAGCAGCCGGUCCAUCUCGCCAAAGCGCUAGCUCGCUUCGCUACAAGUCUCGCUCGACAGAGCAUAUCUUGUGAUCGGCAAGGUUGCUGGAGGAUUGGAGCCAGUGUCGGUACAGCUGCUGAAUUGCCUCUCUCAUCUCCGCCCACUCCUUCCUCAAUCCACGGCUGGCUCGCCCCGUCUCGACCGAUCGAUCUCUCAGCCUUCUCCCGCCCCGAUCACCUCAACCGUCACAAGCUCAAUCACAGACCGGCUACCAUCUACAAAUGCUCUAAACCAGGUUGCCCCAAGACUUUUGUACGCAACGAUCUGCUGAUACGGCACGAAGGUCGGCACGAGCGCAAGGGUCAGACCGGCGCUUCAGGAGCCCUCUCGCGCAAUUCGGUCACAUCGGCCCGAAAACUACAGAACGCCGGGUCCAUUCCUUCCGAGAUACCUUUUCGGCGCAACAGGGUACCUAGCUGUGGUUCGGCAUCGUCGGCUUCCGUCGAUGGCGUCUCUCCGGGCGCAGCUUCGUCCGGCUCGACUCCCCAUCCGCAAGCAUCGGCAUCGGCAUCGGCGUCGACGAGAUCCCCCGAGCACGCGGGAUCGUACCCGCAUCUCGCCGGGUUGACCCCUGUCGGUGAAUCCGCCAUGCCGACCCACCACGAGCAUCGGAACAGUGCCAUGUUCAGCCUACAGCAACAUCUGUACGGUCCGCAGUCUCAUGCCAUGGGCUCGGCAGCGGCAGGUCCAAGCAAUCCGUCGGCCUACAAUCCCUUCACGGCCCCAAACCCGAAUCCGAUGCCGCCUCCAUCCAUCACCUCCUUUCCUGGCAAUGCCUUCCCUCCACCUUCGGCACAUCCAGCCGCGAAUCAACUCAACCAUUACCAAAAUGACGGGGCACCCAAUCCGGCCGGCGGUGUGUACGGUUCCGGUUCGGUACCGAAUGAUGCCCCGACACCCUUCUUCGACACCUUCAACAGCGAUGCGCCAGGCCCACAAUCCUCGAUCCCUGGAUUCGAAGAGCCCCUCAACUUUAUCCAGCAGUCGUAUGGGGUACCCUUCGUCUCGGCUAGCGAAUACAGCUGGCUUUUCGAUCCGACCGGUGGCUUCGACAUCCAGUUUGCCCGAUCGCGACCCGUCAGCCCUGGGCACGAGUUGCUCGCCUUUAAUGGCCCGGGAUCGAUCCCAGGUGGUCAGACUUCGAAUUCAAACGGGACCGGACGGACACCGGGGUCGGGCAUGAGUCCCGAGGAUUUGCAGGAGGUGACGAGAGGCCUGGAUCUGCAUGCGCAGGUGCAGAAUGGAGGCUAUGGACGUAUUGCGACUGAAUGGGAGUCGAUCAAUGGGGUCAACUCGCCUGGUCAACGUCAGAAUGCAACCGACUCGACUCCACAGAGCGCAGUGGAGGAGGUGAAACCGACGCCGCCACCUGUUAUUGCUCCUUCGCCACGGACCGACCCAUCGCCGAUGCCCAUUGUGAGUAUUGCGACUCGAGCAGCGGUGCAGUGGAGACCGGGACUAAUCACUUUCGUUGAGCAGACAUCCGAUUCCGAGUCGAUCACCUUUCCGGCUCCAAGCAACCCCGCAGCAAGAGGCAACGUCGAUCGCUCGACGUACAUCGAUGAGCGGACACGACUCAAAGUCAUCGACUAUCUGGAGGUGCGUUCAGAUAUGCAGAGUCCUCUCGUGUGAUGAGUCUUCCUCACUCGUCUUCUCUUCUGGCGUGAAUCUUCAGAUCGAGGGUAAACCACUGCGCAACGAUCCGAGAAUGUCUCGUGCUGCGAUGGUGCAGUACUUGGAAGACUUCUGGCUGCGUAUCCACGAAACGCAAGUGCCUGGUAUUCACCGAGCGUCCUUCAAGACGAACAGGACCAAGACACCGCUUCUGCUCUCGAUGGUGGGUCGAUCGCUCUCGGGCCUGUCCUCCACACGUUGAAAACUGACAUUCUCCGAUUUGUCGUGUUCAGCUCUUACUUGGGUGCUACUUCGGCCCUCUCGAGUCGCAACAGCUCGCAGUAAAGCUGCACAGCUUCUUCCGCGGCAAAGUCAUCUGCUCCGCCGAAUUCAAGCCCCGCACCGAGCUAUGGCUGCACCAAACGAUCCUCCUCAUCUCGGUAUUCGGAAAGCUGUGCUCGACGCGCCUCCAUCACGAAAUGGCGCAUAUCUUUUGGAGCUCGUGCGUCACCUUGGGCCGACGAAGCGCUAUCUUUUCGCAACGUGCACCGGCGGUGAUGCCGAAAGGGAAGGAGAAUGAUGUCGAGGCGAGAUGGGCGGCCUGGAUCGAGGAGGAGUCGCUCAAGAGGACGGCGCUUAUCAUUUUCGCGUUGGAUGUCGAACGUACGUCUUGUCGCACCUGUGAGCAGAGGGUAGACGCCGUCUUAUUGACUUUCCUCGACCUUCGCAGACGCCUCACUGUUCCGGCAUUCGCCUGCGCUGUCAGCUUUCCAAAUCCAAGUGCAACUCCCUUGCGACGAGGACGAAUGGGAAGCGACGACUGCACAAGAAUGGGCCAUCCUGCACGCGCAGGCUCGAGCGCCCGUUCCAUUCAUCUCGGCAUUGAAAGCUUCGUUGAUGGCUGGGCAUUCACCGCCGGUCCUGAACUCGUUCUCCAGGAUCGCUAUCCUGCAUGGAUUGUUGAGCGUCGCGCAAGAUCUUCAGUGGCGUGAUCAUGUGAUUGGGCUGUCGCAGUCGGAGCGAGCUCACAACUGGCGCGACAUGAGUGAGUACCUCCACGUCCCACCCUCCUGAAGCCAGUGGAAAGGAUAGAGCUGACUAGAAAAGUGUCUUUCUGCAGUCUCCUCGUCGUACAACUCGUGGAAGAGUCGCCUCGACACCUGUCUCGCUGGAGUGACGGCACCGACUACGCAGCUCCUCCGCGCCUCGAUCUCGCUCUACGCCGUGGCGCACAUCACCCUCUCGAUCGACAUCCACGAGCUGCAAAUUUACGCCGGUGCGGAAAGUGCGCUCGGUCUACUCGUCUCGACCGCCGUGUUCCAUGCGACCGAAGCGCGAAUUCGGAUGUGGUCCUCGACGAAGGACGCCCGAGCCGCGUCGUGGCAUGCGGCGUUCUUCCUGCGCGAUUCGAUGCAGCACUACGAGCACGCCAAGGAGGAUCUGGCGGGGUGUUUACAUCACCGUUGGUGCGUCUACAUCGCGACGUUGACGCUGUACUGUUACGGACGAGCAACGAGUGGUCGCCCCGGUCCCCGUACAGCCGACUACAAAGGCUCGGCGCUGCGCUUCCUCGAUUCGUUGUGCUGCGACUCGCCCGAGAGCUUGUUGUUGGUUCGGGGCAAGAACAACGUCCUUGAUCUGUGUCAGAUGAUCCAGGAGUACAUUGAGACGUCGAGGUGGGAGAUUGCGCAGGAAGGCGCGAGGAUCUUGAGGAGGUUGUUGACAAAUUCGUGCCCUGGUCCGCCGAAUAAAGGAAGGGAAGCUUCGCUGGUUUGA
This is a messenger RNA of Microbotryum saponariae, 3829 nucleotides long. NCBI's taxonomy places the organism in Eukaryota, Fungi, Basidiomycota, Microbotryomycetes, Microbotryales, Microbotryaceae. The record is from the annotation of a GenBank genome assembly.